Messenger RNA from Olea europaea var. sylvestris, 800 nucleotides. Its product is annotated as VQ motif-containing protein 22-like. The transcript has a single exon. The coding region runs from base 76 to 597 and encodes 173 amino acids. NCBI's taxonomy places the organism in Eukaryota, Viridiplantae, Streptophyta, Magnoliopsida, Lamiales, Oleaceae. The record is from RefSeq and is a predicted model, not a curated record.
AAAAAUACUAGGAUUUAUUGAUCCUUUACUCCAUAAAUAUUUCAAUUCAAUCACCUAUGCUUUUACUCUUUCCAUAUGGCUAAUAUCAAUGAAACCAUGUCCAAAUCCAGUGAUUGGAUUUCAUACCAUCAACCGCAAACCAACUCAUAUGCAACUUUUAAUGACACGGUGUCAGAUGCUACGAUCGUCACCACCACCACCCCCAACUCUGUCGAUGUCACGGGCACUUCUAUUCAAAGCAAUUUGGGACCGGAAGGUGGCAUUUCGAAACCUCUCCGAAAACGUUCUAGGGCAUCCCGACGAACACCGACCACCCUACUUAACACUGACACGAGCAAUUUCCGAGCACUGGUGCAACAGUUCACCGGCUGUCCAUCUGCACCCACGGCUGGUGGAGGAGGUGGUGGUGGGUUUCACAUGCAGUAUCCAAACCAGCAACAACAGAACAUAUACUUCAGUUCAUUAAAUAACAAUCCGGCUGAUGAUUUUCAUCAAAGAGUUAACAGCUCUACUUCUAACAACGUGGAGGAUUCUGCUGGCUUUGUUAUUGAUGGUUUUUCAACCUAUCUGCCACCAAGGUCUUCUUCGUACAAUUAAAAUGGGACCCAUAAAAGAGAAUUAGCAUCUGACUUUUCAUAGGAUGAAUGUAACCAAUGUAAGUUCUAUCUUCUUAUUCUCUCUUGAUAUGAGGACUAGGUAAAUUAGGUAUUUGCAAUACUUGUUAUUUUAUGUUUCUUUUUUAAAAUCAUGAUGUAAUGUUCCCAUAUGUAAACAUACCUAUUUAACCAGUUACUUCUAUA